GUUCGUUUCGCUCCUCCUUUUUUUUCUGAACCCUGGGAAUAAACUGUCGACUCAGGGACUUCUCCUCAACAAAGCUAAAAAACGAGUGCAAUUGCGUCUGAGUGUAAAUAGUAGAAGGCGGGGCACACCACGCACACAUCAUUCAAGAAACAAUGUUGCUACGCAAAAAAACCCGGGCGUCGAUCUGGACACACACCUGCUUAGCCAAAAGCUCCGUCGUGUGAUUGGGCUGCAGUUGCUUUUCGUUUUGGUUUGGAUAGUUCUUCCGAGGAGGUGGAAGACCGUUCAAAAUGUGGUUGGACGUGCGCCCGGCUGUUUUCGAAUUAAGAGGACGAAAGACGAGACGCAGAAAUUCAUCUCGACGAGGUUCAGACGGGGUGGAACAAAUAACGAAAAUGGUAGGCGGUUCCGGGUUGACCACGACCACCUCUCGCAUCAUGACCACGGCAAUCAUGGCCUUCUUUUGUUCUUCGUCUUCCAAGUUCCAGCUUUCCCUGUGCGCAGGAACUGUCGCACCAUGUCGUGUAGCGAACUUUUUUGCCGUGCUCCAGCGUUUGAUGUUGAUCGUGUUCUUUUUACCAAUAGCCACGUACCUUCAACAAGUCGCCCACGCCGCAGAGCCCAUCGCCCCGGUGAGAGCCCCCACCGACUGCUGGGCCGGGGGUUGGACCCCGGAAAUCUGCUGCAGCAGCCCCGGCGCCCAGGGGAAUCCGCUGUGCUGGGAUCACAUCUAUACCUACGAAAAGUGCUGCACGGACACGAUCGAGGGACAGAGGUUUCAUAUCCAGGAAAAAAACUGUGUGAGUGUAAGUUUCUUGGAGGAAUAGCAUCACAAGUUUGCUCUGCAUGACACAGAAAAUCUGUCAUGCGGAGCUAGUACUUGAAAACACGUACGAAAGUAGCCUCUGAUGCAUGUCCAGGUCCAGCAUGACGAGUGUAUAACAGUUUUGCAUUUUCUGCAACACAAAGCUUACACUUACACAGUUUUUUUCUUGGAUAUUUCACCAUCAGCGCUUACUCUUCAUCGAAGACAUGGUGGCCCGCGGCGCUAAGGUCGACUUUGAGAUUCGGCAAAUCGAAGGGACUAUCAAAUGUAAAAAUGUCUGGGUCUGGAAGAUUUUGAGACUUGUCAUGCAUGUUUUGCAUGACCCAGGAUGUCUGUAAUGCACGACCGCGCAUCACAGAUUUUGAGCGGGCUUCCUGAUGCCUACUCCGCAUGACAAACGCCCUCCCCGCGUAGCACAAACUAGACUCCUCUUGCUGGUCAUGCAAUACAGAUUUUUCUAGAGUCCAAAGGUAGCAUCACAUGUUCCAAUCUUCCAGACCCAGACAUUUUUACAUUUGAUAGGGACCGGCCGGAGCGGGGCGGUGAACGCAGCAAAUACUGCGAUGAAGAGAUCAACAGCUAGUAGGAGCAGUAUUGCGGGAGCAGGUGGAUCAACAAAAACUACAGGCUCUAAAACUGGCCGAAUAAGUGGUUCAUCUCUCGAUGCUGGUGUUGGAUCAAGCGACCACUCAGGUGGAGCAUCUACUUCGCUAGGAACAAACGAACUCGCGACGGUUCCCCGGGGGCAAGAAAUUCUUCGGGUGCCGGUGAAUCAGACCUACGGGUUGCGGGACUUGCCGCCCGCGCUGACGAAAGGGUUUGAGGAGAUCAUAUCUGCAUCUUCCUCUCCGAUGGUCGUACAAAAGAAUAACGAGGAAUCAUCUUCUCCUUCCCCCACGACGUGCGACGCGCACGCGAUGUUGGCGCUCGGACUGGUAGACGAGGAACAGAAGGGGGAGCGGUCCCGGUUCUUCAAGUGGAUCCAGCUGCUGCCGAAAAAUUUUGCGAACGUUUUGUGGUUUUCGGAGGACCAACGCACCUUGGUGAACCAGACCUUUUUCAACUACAUUUUAAACGAUUGGGACACGCAAAUCGAGUGCAUGGAGCAGGUGUACAAAAAAGUCUACGGCGCGGCGAAGUUCCAGAAGAAAGCCGACAAGGCCCGCAUUCGCUUCACGCUGAAGUGGGCCUUCAGCAUCGUGAAAACGCGCGGAUUUGCGUUUGACACCAGCAGAAACUCCACGCUGUUGAUACCGCUCGCGGACUUUUUGAACCACCACCCCAAAGCCAACGUGCGGACGCCCGACCCGUUGCCGGACGCGACGAGCGAAGAAAAGCAGCAGGGGGCGGUGGGGGAAUUUAUCUCCUUCCGGGCCUCGUCUGACAUCGCGGCCGGGGAAGAGAUGUGCAUAGAAUAUUCGCAGGCGAGUAAUCUCGAGUUCAUGAUUCGCUACGGGUUCAAGGUAUAAUUGCAGCUGAUUUCAGCUUUCUUGCCUGUCAAAACCAGAACUAGUGGAGCGUUAGAAACAGUUGUAACAGAACCAAUAAGCUGAAACCGAAACGAAAAGGAGUCUCAUGCGCGAAGAUCUCCUUUGGCAACGAACUGUUUUUUCCAAUGAUACAUCAUGAUCAUCAACAGGUCGAAGAUAAUCCGUACGGGGCCAGGCACUUUGAACUUUCCGGAGAGGUAUGAAAUCGAAAUCGCAGUGUCUGAAAGCGGUCAUCGGAGCAGCUACCGGGCAGCAAUAUUUAGAUUUACCUAUAGCCAGACCGAGAACAAACUGAAACUAUGCAGAUGAAGCGCUUUUUCGCAUAAAGAGGAACAAAACUGAUGCUAUUUCUAACGACCUAAGAGUAUAGUCCAAAAAGAACUUCUGCGGAAAUCUCUGCUCACGUUGCUGCAAUAAAGAUCGCACAUGUAAAUCAUGCAGUUCCUUUCCCCUUUCAUAUUCCCCGUUGCAGUCCUACUGCCCGCCGAUAAUACUCCGCUACGACUUACCAGAAGUUGUCGCGAACGCAACGGUGGAUUGCCAUCGCCAGGCGAGGUACUUGGCAUUUGAGCAGGCACAACCGAGCGCGAGCGCAAUUCAUCAAGUCCCACCGCAGGGCGGAAUAUGAACUGCAAAAGUAUCGUACUCGUAUAAAUGCAUUACAAAUUUUCUCAGCAUGAGAAAUAAAAUUUGUCAUGCUGAUUUACUUUGAGAAAAAAAUUUGUAAUGCAAGACUUGCAUUUAUAUGAAUACGAUGCUUUUGCACAGGAUACGGAAAAAAAAUCACCGAUUCGGACAAGCUGCAACAGUAUCAACUGUAAAAAUGUCUGGGUCUGGAAACUUGUGAUGCUGGGUGGCGUCUCAUGAUGAGGCUACAAAUGCUGGCUCAGCAUGACAAGUUUUUGAGCUUCUAGGUGUUGCCUAUUCUGCAUGACAAACUGCGUUUCUGCAUCACAGAAAAGUGGGGCUCUUGGGUAACGUGCAUGACAGACUUAAGAGUCAUGCCAGACAAGCAUGACAAACAUGCAUUCUUCCAGACCCAGACAUUUUUACUCUUGAUAAACAGGAUAUUCAAAUCUACAACGCGAUACAGAACGCGUGCCUGGAUCUUAUGGGGUUCUCAAACGUUACAUUCUCAACUGUUACAUGAAUUUGUAAUGCAAGAACACCAACAACCGAAGCGGCAAGAUUGCUGCUUUCGCAUCACAGAUUUGGCACAGAUUUACGUCCUGUUCGGCCCUUCGUAGAUUUGUCAUGCGUAGCCACUUGAUCAUCUGGCGGCUUAAGGUAGUUUUACAUGACAAAUUCGUGUAGCAAUUGAGUAGAAUGUAACAGUUCAGAGCCUCAUAGACCUGUACAAGGAGCUGGAGACGCCGAAGAACCAACCGAAGUUGGUCCACUACGAAAAGUACUCCAACGACCCGGUGACACACGCACUCGUGCACGAAAUUCGCAACGAGCUAUGCUAGUGGACGAUUGGACGUGCUGCUGCCCUUGAUGUUGGCCUCAUUUGUGAUGGGAAAUACCAAAUCCUGAUCGGAUACACACUUGGUAACUGAAAAAGAGGAAGUCAAGAUAAGAGGACUACGUACUGUCUUCGGUUUCUGCUGUUGUUUCUGUUGCUGCUUAUCUAGCUAUACAAAUGAGAUACUUGUUAAGUAAAAGAGGGGAAGUCCUUGUCCACUAGCAUACGAGCGCAAACUCGCCCAGAAGUGCGUCGACGAGUUCUACGCGCGGAAAAUUCGACACGAUCUCGUCGCACCGGUUAUCAAAAUGACAAAUCCCCCCUUCCCACAUCAAAACGAAAUUUCUGAUGCUGGAUUUGCGUACACAAAUCAGAUUUGUCUUGUAGUAGAGGACUGCAGGACCAUAUCAUGCCAAUGUAGAGAGGUCGUGGCCUAGGCACUUAGCAUGAGGAACGUCUAUGCUGUAGGCCCAACAGCAUCACAAACCGCCUGCAUAAUGGAGCGAAGCCUAUGCCGUUGCUUUCUUGCAAGACAGACGCGAUUCGUGGUCAGAAAUCAGCAUCGCAAAUUCUCUGAGGCGUGCCUUUUCGAUAUGGGGAGGGGGGAUUUUUCCUUACGAUACCGGUGAACACGGAUACGGUGGAAAUCGCGACACGGAUCGCGACCGAGAUCUUGGGGAAGUAUUCGAGGACGAGGGGGAGCGGGGGCGGCGGAGAGGUGGCACUCGAUGGAGAGCUCCCGGGGGAUGAGCUGUGAUAAUGAAAAUGCAGUUAAUCAUGAUAAGUCUUCUACGUAUCAUAAACCCUAAACCCGGUUUAUAUUUUAAAGACGGUUUUGGCCAAGACGAAGACAAAGGAAGUGAGGAAGCUGAAGGAGCAAACAAGUAUCCGUCGAAAGUACACUCGAGAAUAAAAU
Molecule: messenger RNA, 4697 nt
Organism: Amoebophrya sp. A120
Lineage: Eukaryota; Dinophyceae; Syndiniales; Amoebophryaceae
Source: the annotation of a GenBank genome assembly